CUUUUCCCUAAAGCAUUACUGGCAUGUGUCAAAAUUAUUUGUUCUGAUACAUUCAUGUCAUUCAUCAAAUAUUUAUAAAAUUAAAAAGAAACUCCAUAAAGUUCUUCAGUUACUUUGAGCAUGUAAGGUUGGUGAUUGUGAUUUCGCAUUGCGCAUGAGAACUUGCGUGUUGGAUUCCUUUGUCCAUUCUGUUCAUUUUUUUUAGCUUUACGUUAUUAAUGUCGAGCCGGUGAUUAUAUGAUUUUUUUACGUGAAUACUUCUAACAACAGACUUAUAAAAUUGUGUCUUUUCGUGUCCGAUGUCUAGUGCUGGAAUCGCAGACAGCUCCAUCGAUCCACCAGCAAAAAAGCGGAAGCUUGACUCGAAACUAGCUACCCCCGAAAUGGCGAAUUGUGAAGCAUCAGGAUCCUCCAAUGUCGGAGACAUCGACGAGGGAUUGUACUCCAGACAGCUGUACGUAUUGGGACACGAUGCUAUGCGCCGCAUGGCCAACAGUGAUGUACUCGUAUCAGGAUUAGGAGGUUUGGGUGUCGAAGUAGCUAAAAAUGUGAUCCUCGGUGGUGUCAAAUCAGUGACUCUGCAUGACGAUGCUCUUUGCACCGUGCAGGAUUUAUCGUCCCAAUUUUAUCUAACGGAAUCCGAUGUAGGCAAAAACCGCGCUGAAGCUUGCUGCAAGCAGCUUUCAGAACUUAACACUUACGUCCCGACCAAAGCUUACACGGGGCCCUUAGAUGAGAAAAUCAUAAAGAAAUUCAGGGUUGUGGUUUUAACUACGAGUACUCGUGCCGAACAGAUACGUAUCAGCGAAAUAACUCACGCUAAUGAUAUUGCUUUAAUCAUCGCUGAUACGAAAGGUCUUUUUGCUCAGGUUUUCUGCGAUUUUGGUAAAUCUUUCUCCGUGGUGGACGUAAACGGUGAAACACCGGUAUCUACGAUGAUAGCAGACAUCUCCAGUGAUAAAGACAGCGUCGUAACUUGCAUAGACGACACGAGACACGGUAUGGAAGAAGGAGACUAUGUAACUUUCUCUGAAAUACAAGGUAUGACUGAAUUAAACCACUGUAAACCAAUAAAAAUCAAAGUAUUAGGCCCUUACACGUUCAGCAUUGGUGAUACCACUAAUUUCACAAAAUACGUACGUGGCGGUAUCGUUUCUCAAGUCAAGAUGCCGAAAGAAUUGAAUUUCAAACCUUUAAAAGAAUCCUUACAGAAUCCUGAAUUCGUUAUAACCGAUUAUGCUAAGUUUGAUCACCCUGUGCAGUUACACUUGGCUUAUACAACUCUGCACAAGUAUGUAGAAAAGACAGGCAGAUUGCCUAAACCUUGGAACAAUGAUGAUGCUUCUCAGUUCAUCACUUUAGCUAAAUCUUUGGCCGUGAACGGGUCUACAGAUGCAGAAGUUAAUACAGAUAUUUUGGAAGUGUUUUCAAAAGUGUGUGCUGGGGAAUUGAACCCUAUUAAUGCUACGAUCGGGGGCAUCGUGGCUCAGGAGGUUAUGAAGGCUUCUUCUGGGAAGUUCCAUCCCAUUUAUCAAUGGUUGUACUUCGAUGCCAUUGAGUGUUUGCCUCAAGAGAAAACUGAAAUUACCGAGGAACUAGCGGCUCCUACUGGUAGCAGAUAUGAUGGACAGAUUGCUGUGUUUGGAAAGGAUUUCCAGAAAAGAUUGGGCGAACUCAAGUAUUUCGUGGUCGGCGCUGGAGCCAUCGGCUGCGAAUUAUUGAAAAACUUCGCUAUGGUCGGUCUGGGUUCUAGAGGCGGUCAAAUAACUGUCACCGAUAUGGAUCUGAUUGAAAAAUCUAAUCUGAACAGACAAUUUUUGUUUAGACCCAGCAACGUACAGCAACCCAAGUCGGCCACUGCUGCUAAGGUAAUAAAAAAAAUGAACCCAGAAGUCAACAUCAUAGCUCACGAGAACCGGGUGGGCCCCGAAACAGAAAACGUCUACAAUGACGACUUUUUCGAGGCUCUAGACGGCGUAGCCAACGCUUUAGACAACGUCGACGCCAGAAUAUACAUGGACAGACGGUGCGUCUACUACCGCAAACCCCUACUGGAAUCCGGUACGUUAGGCACCAAAGGUAACACGCAGGUCGUGGUACCGUUCCUCUCCGAGUCUUACAGCUCAUCCCAAGAUCCCCCAGAGAAGAGCAUUCCGAUAUGUACCCUGAAGAACUUCCCCAACGCUAUAGAACACACUCUACAAUGGGCCAGAGACAAUUUCGAAGGUUUGUUCAAGCAGAACGCCGAAAACGCUUCGCAAUAUCUCACCGAUCCGGAUUUCAUCGAUAGAACCCUCAAAUUACCCGGCGUCCAACCGCUGGAAGUAUUGGAAUCCGUCAAAGCGGCUCUGGUCGACGAAAGACCGAAAGAUUUCGACGAUUGCCUGGCCUGGGCUCGAUUGCACUGGGAAGAACAGUACGCCAAUCAGAUCAAACAGUUGCUGUUCAAUUUCCCGCCGGAUCAGUUGACCAGCACCGGCCAACUGUUCUGGUCGGGGCCAAAGAGAUGUCCAGAGCCGUUGGAGUUCGACGUCUGCACUGAUUUGCAUUUGGAUUACGUCUUGGCGACGGCUAAUUUGAAGGCGCAAGUUUACGGAAUUCCCACCAGUAGGGAUAGAUGUCACGCCAAGCAUGUGCUCAGCAAAGUUGAUGUGCCGAAGUUCGUGCCGAAAUCGGGCGUCAAGAUCGCCGUGACCGAUUCACAGAUGGCCAUGAACGGCAACAACGUUGAUCUAGAUCGCGUGACUCAAAUAAGAGAGGAGCUGCCCUCGGUUGCGGAGUUGAGCGGAUUGCGUCUGACGCCUCUCGAGUUCGAGAAGGACGACGAUUCCAAUUUCCACAUGGAUUUUAUAGUGGCCGCGUCCAACUUGAGAGCCGCCAAUUACAAGAUACCCGCCGCCGAUAGGCACAAGUCGAAGUUGAUCGCUGGCAAGAUAAUUCCGGCCAUAGCGACCACCACGUCCGUCGUAGCCGGUCUGGUGUGCCUCGAGUUAUAUAAGUUGGCCAGAAGCACUAAGAGCUUGACGCCGUUCAAGAAUGGCUUCGUAAACUUGGCGUUGCCGUUCUUCGGUUUCUCGGAGCCGAUCGCCGCGUCUAAGAUGGACUAUUGCGGCAAUCAGUGGACGCUGUGGGAUAGAUUCGAGGUACAGGGCGAGAUGACGUUGAGCGAGUUCUUGGAGUAUUUCAAGGAGAAGCACGGUUUGGAGAUUACGAUGCUGUCGCAAGGCGUGUGCAUGCUGUACUCAUUUUUCAUGGCCAAAGCCAAGGCUCAAGAACGGUUAGGCCUCACGAUGUCCGAAGUGGUCAGAAGGGUGUCCAAAAAGAAGAUCGAACCGCACGUCAAAGCGCUCGUAUUCGAGUUGUGCUGUAACGACGCCGACGGCGAAGACGUCGAAGUUCCUUACGUGAAAUACAACUUGUGUUGAGCGCAUAACCAUCCAGUUCAGUCACUCAACCAACCACACGAACAUUUGGAAGUUGUUGCGCUGAGAGGUCGGCGUCCCAUUUCAGAAAAAUCGGAUCGUUUUAAUCGAUUAUUGAAUCGAUUCGAAUCGGUCGCGGGAGGUUUUUUAUUCGAUUUUAAAAGUUGGCAUCAGUGUAUUUGGAGGGAAUUUAGUUUGUUUUCAAUUCUAUUAUCGCAAAAAAUGAAGUGUUUUUGACAGUUUUUUUUUUUAUUCUCGAUUGGUGUGUGAAUUCUUUCUUGAUGUCAAAUUAUGGUUUUUUUAUGUUUAAAAAUGCGAAAAAAAUAGGUAAAUAACUUUUUAAAAAAUUAAUUACAAUUUUAAUUAUGAUCUAUUUAUCAAAAAUAAAAAAGUAUUAUUUUUAUAUUUUUUAUGUACCUAGCGAGAAAAAAUGUGGGCGCUGACCUUUCAGAACUGGACUAGAGAUUUUUGCACGACUGGGACAAUGUGAUCUAUUUAAAUUAUUAAUUAUAUCUUUCAAACCCGACCUCAAUGAUUAGUUUUUGCGGUAAUUAAUUCGAUAUAUUUUUUUUGUUUUCGAAGGAAAGCAGUUUUUUUAAUAAAUUUAUUACUAUAUUAUAAUUAAAAGAUAUUUUGAAGGGUUUUUUUAGCAUUUAAACUACGCUGAUGCAAUAUAUUAAUAUAAAUAACUUAGUAGGAAGUCUCGUUAUUAUUUUUAUGGAAAUCGUAGUUUGCAAGGUAACAGUUAUUAUUUUCUUAAAUAUUUUCAUGUGUGAGAAUCAAAUAAAUAUUUACAGAAUG
Psylliodes chrysocephalus is the source of this 4223-nucleotide messenger RNA. The record is from the annotation of a GenBank genome assembly. Lineage: Eukaryota; Metazoa; Arthropoda; Insecta; Coleoptera; Chrysomelidae.